Molecule: messenger RNA, 1260 nt
Organism: Helobdella robusta
Lineage: Eukaryota; Metazoa; Annelida; Clitellata; Rhynchobdellida; Glossiphoniidae
Exons: 14
Coding region: 1-1260 (419 amino acids)
Biological process (GO): regulation of autophagy
Cellular component (GO): late endosome membrane; Mon1-Ccz1 complex; lysosomal membrane
Source: RefSeq, a predicted model, not a curated record
AUGGUCUUUCCCGACAAGUUGUCAUUAAAGUUGUUGAAGAAUGUUUCCAUGGAAACCCACUGGCAUUAUUGGACUUCCUCUAAGAACCUCUGCAUCUUAUCAACUGGAACUUACGCCAACAUAUUCUACUCAUUCAUAUUCAAGGACAGUACGUUGACAAAGCUGCCGAAAUUUGAGGUACCAUUGCACACCUCACCUCCCCAGAUGCUCAAACAGAAGGACAUCGUUCUAAUUACAGUAUAUGGGCAAGUGUAUGUAAGUCACAUCUUUAACGAUAGGGGAGCCAGUCAAUCGCUCAGCGUGUACCUCUACAAAGUUAAGAGAGAAGGAAUAAUGAAAGCAACCGAAGUAUUGACGCUGUCGUUAACGUUGGGUGGAAAGCUGGUGUUGCAUGUUGUCGACAAUCUCAUCGUCCUCCACCAUCAGUGGUCCAAGACAUCUUACAUCUUUGAUAUCGGAUUGGUCAGUAGUCACGUGAUGAGAGGGGGGGUCAAAUACUUUCAACCAAUUGCGUGCCAUCCCAUUCGACCAUUCACACUCAAAGACCGUAAUUCUCCACACUGGGCUAUUUUUGGUCCUGAUGUUGUGCUGGAUGCCAAGCUUGGAUGUUACUGGAAUCUUCAUUUGGAUGUGGAAAACCUUGUUUCUUUUUUCGAUGAUGACGUUGACUCGAUUGAGAUGUUACUACUGAGAAGUGACAGCAAAUCACUGAUCUUGAAACUGUGUCAGGAGAUUAUCGAGAGCCAAUCAGAAUCGUCGAUGGUUGACUUGAAGUUCAUGUCAAUCAUAUUCCUCAAGUUCAACAGCAUCCUUACUUUAAAAGAUAAGGACGAUGAUGAGGUUCCCAAGAGGCAGUUGAUCACACAGAAAAAUGUGUUCUAUAAUUUGUUGAAGCCUCUUAAUGAUAACGGGGUAGCACUGUUGUUACUCUCGGUUGAAGAUGAGUUUCCGGCUGGCUGCCAGAUUGCUUAUGACAUUCUCAAGCGCCAGUCAGCGACACGGGAGUGCCUCCUGGAAGUACUUCUAAACAAGAAAAUGGUCCUACCCGCGUUAAGGCACGGCACGGCGUACGCCCAGACAUACGACAUGAUUGAUAAUCUCUCAGUUCGCAAGUGGUUUGACAUAACGAUGGCAACCAAUGACAAGCUGUUGUUCUAUCACGUGUUCAACUUCUUCGCCAAUAGGAACUUGAGAUUAAGAGGAAGCACAAAAUUUAUUGCAUGUCUGUACUGCUAUUGGUUGUGUGUGGCUUAUCUCUGA